AAAAUCUGAAAAUUACUCCUUAUACUAGUUUUGGCCUACUACUUUUGAUUACUAUUAAGUAUGUACUAUUUAGGUACUACUUGACUACGACUGAUAGGUACUACUUUGAAUCUAAUUAUCACUCAUUCGUGCGAGUGGCGCGAAAAAAAAAUCUUAAAAAAACGAAGUACCUAUAGGGAAAGUCCAACACGGAUGAAAUAUAUAAAUAAAUAAAUCGUAAAGGGACGUAGUUGAAAAGGAAAGUAACGCUGUCAUCUGUCAGCCAUACGAAUUCAUAAGUUUGACUUUUUUGUGUCAGUCUUGAAUAUACAGGGAUUUCCUCUUACAUUAAUUUAGAUAUUUAGCGCUUGUAGUCUUGAGAUCCUGUAUCAACUUUAAAGUUCCUGAGGUUCCAGUGACGCCGCCACUACCACCUUUGCACCACUUUCUUCAUUUUAUAACGGUCCAAUGCUAAGCGCUUCUUCUGGAACGCAGUCGUAUUAACAAAGUAGCGGCAUAGUAGAAACAAAUGAGUACAUACGCUGACUUUAUACAUAGGCAUAGAUAGGCACCGCAAACGGUUUGUAUGUGAGCGCGCCCGUACCUAUGCGUCGUCGCACGCACAACACUGACAAAAUUUAUCGGUGAUAUCGGUGCGCCAGUCAUGCGACUCAUGCGUGGCUACGAGACGCACCCCGCGCCGCCCGCCGGCCACGCGUACAUACGUAAUUUGCAUUUAUUAAGGUAAUAUAGCCCGCGCCCGCCACACGCACGCUCCGCUGCUGCGCUGCCGCUCGCGACGUUAGUGUGUCUGUGUAUAUUGGCGAGCAGAGCCAUUUUUUGACAGUUAUAGUACGUUAUAGUGAGUUGUAGUUGAAAUACAGUACAUAAAUUAUGUCAUUAUAAAUUAUCAACUCAUCUAAAGCUCAUAAUUGAAAGUUACAUAAACGUAAAUGAUAAUUAUACAUAGGUAAUAAGUGUAAGAAUUUCCAAAAGUAUCGAGUAUUACGUUGGUGUGAUUUGACAAAAAUGUUAGUUUUGAUUAUAACACUAAGAAAACUUUGUGAAGAAUUUCGAAGUACUAUCCGGUUUUAAUGCUAUUAGGACACGACCUUUUUGAAUGGAGCGUCACUCAUGCAUACAGCGUGUGUACAGACACGGCGCGCGCGGAGCAUAACAUGAAACCUGCCCCCUGAUUCACGAACCGUCGGAAACGCUCCCGACAGCGGAAUGUAUGCCCUGUCUCUGUCACUCAUUAUAGAAUAGACAAAAACAAAGCACAGAAUUCGAAUCCGAUUCCGUUUCCGACGGUUCGUGAAUCAGGGGCUGAAGCCCUACUCUAAUUCUUUCACUCAAUUCUAUCAUGCCCGGAGAGUAAGAGGGACAGGUAUAAUAGCAUUUGAACCGGGUAGUACUAUAAGUGUGUUGUGUAGGUAUUAUACUUUUUGUUUUACUUACUUUUUAUAUUUUUCAGAAAAACAUGCCAUUUAAAAUCAUAGAGACGUUAGAGAAAGGACAAAAAAAGCUUUGUAUAAUCCCAAGUUCAUGGGAAUCAAAAGGAGUCUUACGGUGGCCUAGAAAAAGAUUGGAUGUUAACAAAUUAGUGAGAAACGAAAACUCCAUACCCCUUAAUAACUGGUCUGCGUCAAAAUGUAAUGUAAAAAGGAUAUUAUCAUCAUACGAAGAAGCAGCCAGAGAACUAGAUAUUAUGGUUCAAAAUAGCGACACAGAGAUUGAUAAUGUGACAGAAAGUAACAUAACAACAAUUAAUAACACCAAUUUUAACGCCUUAGCAGGCCAGUUGUUGGCAUUCUCACAAUCAGAGGAACCUUCAACUUCAUCUGUCGUAACAAUGUCCACACCAUUACCUCCGGCUGAAGUAACUGCUGCUACCGAGAAUGUUGUUUAUUAUGUAGAUGAGUCUGAGUUGGCAUCAAUAUCAGUCGACAAUCAAACUCAGAAAACUACCGAAUUAAAUCAGAUUCAAAAAAGCCUCCAAUUAAUUUUAAACAAUCAAAAUAAUAUGUCUGACACUAUAAAGGUACUGAUAGACAACCAAAAAAAACUUUUUCAUAAAGUGGCAAGUCUUUCCAUUCAAAUAGAAGAUGGAUUUUCCAAAACCCAAAAUAAAAUGAGUACAGAUGUCGUUCCAUUGGCCAAGGCAGAUUUAUUCGAGAGGGAAACAUUCGAAAUAAAACCAAUCGACUCCAUACGAGAACUAGAAAAAAUGGAAUUGUUACUCUCUGAUAAAACUCAAAAAAAUAAAUUAUUAAAGCAAUUUUCUUUUGUUUGCUCAAGUUCUGAAGGAAAUGGAGCAACAUGCGGUUAUAAAGUAUUGGAUAUGUUUUUUUCCCGAGACUUUCUCUGUAAAUGCUCAUGGACAGGUGGCAGUAGGAAUAGUGAAGAUGUAAAAAUUGGUUUGAAAGGAUAUAAAAACAUCCUGAAAUAUUUCUAUGAGUUGAUACGUUUGUGGGAUAAAACAUAUACCGAAGAAAAUAAUGAAAACUUUUUUAAAAUUGUUUUAAAAAAUUCUUUAAAGAGGAAGCUCAGUAAAAAUGAAAGAGCUUCAACAAAACGAAGACGAACAAAAAAAGUAACACAAGAAAAUAAAGGUCUAACUAAAAAUAAAUCAGAUCAAGGAAAAAAGUCAUUGACCAAAAUAAAACUGAUGAAAAUGAAAAAGAUGUAAUAGACAAUAACGGAACGAAAAAAGUUGCACUACAAUCUAAAAAAUUAAAAUCAGAUCAUGAAAAUCAAGUCAGGAACCAAAAUAAAGCUGAUGGAAAAGAAAAAAAAGAAAAGAACAAAGAUGAAACUAAAAAGACGAUACUGAAAAAGAAAAAUUUGACAAACAACAAAUCGGAUCAAGUCAUGAACCAAAUUGAAACUGAUGAUAAGAAAAAAGAUGUUAUUAAGAACGAUGAAUUAAACCAAAUUAUGAAUCAAAAUAAAGUUGAAAAUGAAAAAAAUGUAAACGACAAAGAGGAAAUGGGUGCAAGUGAUGCCGACGACGAAGACGAAAUAAACGAAGAUGACGAUAACGAAAAGGAAGAUGGAGAUAUCGAAGAAUAAGAAGUAGUUAUCGAAGAAGAUAGCCAUGUCUUACUUUGGUUGUCCAUAAGAUAUUUAUAAUUUAGCGAAACACGAAAUCUCGUGGCUGUGAUCGUCUUUAAGAUUUACUUAUAUUUAAGCAAAACACGAAUGCUUGUAACUUUGAUCCUCCUUAAGAUUUUACUUAGGUAUCUUAUAAUUUAAGCGAAACACGAAAUCUCGCGGCUGUAAUUGUCCUUAAGACAAAACUUAUAAUUAAACGAUACACGCAA
This is a messenger RNA of Spodoptera frugiperda (fall armyworm), 3302 nucleotides long. RefSeq lists its product as uncharacterized. Lineage: Eukaryota; Metazoa; Arthropoda; Insecta; Lepidoptera; Noctuidae. Bases 1460 to 2668 code for a protein of 402 amino acids. The transcript has 2 exons. The record is from RefSeq and is a predicted model, not a curated record.